GACACAGAAAACAUAAAAUAUUUCUUGGGUGUUUCUGCUCUCUCUCUCUCUCUCUCUAUGCCUCGAUGGCCACGCUACAGAAAGCCUCUGUUUUUAUGACAUACAUGGAUCCAUUUUGCUUCCCUUUUCUCUGUUUCGGAUUUCCAUGGCUCUCCGUUUGUCUCCGCUCGAACCUCACCUGUUUUACCAUUCAAGAAGAUCUGUAAGAUCAGAAAAUCGACAAAGGGAGAUUGUGAAUGUGCAUAAGCCUUCAAGGUGCAGCACAAAUGAACAAGGAAUCUAUGGCUUUUCGACGAAAAAUCACUUGCUCGAUUUAUUGGUUAGGUGUUACAAUUCGUCGAGGUGGUCUUCAUCUUGGACCUCAUCAUCGACAGCGUGUACAGCUUAUUCUGGUCAAAUAACUUGUGUGAAUGGUGCCUUAGUGGCUAGAACUCGUAAUCAUGAAAACGAAUUUAAUCGGGUCAAUUGCCUUGAAUGGGUGUUGCAUGAAUCGGCUAGGAGCUUCUCUGUUGCAGUUGAGUCACUUGAAUUGCCAGGAAGUGGUCCAAAGCUUGCAAUGGCAUGGUCUGGGAACGAUGUCCAUCAAUGGCAUAAACGGAUUUCUUAUCAGGUUGCAGUUUACGCUUUGUUGAAAACAGCAAUUGAAGUAGAAAUUUUGCUUUCCAGUGAACGUCACAGCAGUGACUCUUCUCCAGUUAGUGACAUCUUGACCCCAAAGAUUGAUUUGAUUGGCGAAUACAUUGAGAGUCAAAUGAACAUGAGGCACUCAGAAUUAGUAGAAUGGUUUAUAGUGGUGGAACUGCCGCGUAUGGCAGGAUUUUUCAUUCCCUUGUUGAGGAAGUGGUCUAUGGAAUAUGCAGGAAGUGGUGUUGCAGGGAUGGUUGUGGCUAUAAGCUGCUGUGCUGCAGUGGCUAAAUUGGGUAACGGUCGUGUUAAGUGCCCUUAUUUUUCAUUUUCAAUUGAAGAUGUAAUGGUAGAGCUCAUGGAUCACUCACACAGUCUUGUGUCAGUGGAAAGACUACAUAACUUAGCUACCGAGGCAGGAUUUGAAGUGGAUUUCCUGUCCCAUUUUGGUAGAAAGGUUCUGCUGAGCAACAAAAGUGAAGAGGUAGAAUUUUGGAUUGGGUUGGCUCAUAAAAAACUCUCAACGGCAUUCAGCAAAGAAAGUGUGAUCCCAGGCAAGCAGAAUUUUCAUGACAAGGUUCAGGCAGAUAUUUUGGCUACCUUAGGAGUUUUUGCAUAUCUUGGGAGAAGGACUAGAUUAUUCUUGUCAAGAAUGGGCAUAAAGGAUCUUGAUGAGCUAGUUAAGGACUUCCUCAGCUACUUGGAGUGUGGUAGCCUUUUCAUUCACCCAGAGUUUUCUUCCGUAGCAGUUUAUCAACACUUCAUGGAGGUGGUGACUGAUGAAAUUGGAUGGCUUGAUUUGUACGCUGCAUGUCCUCCAAAAAGAAGUCAAGAGAGACAAAAAAGUAAACUGCAUGCCAUCCAGGCAGAGAAAGAGAUUGCUCUAUCUGCUGUGUUUACCGUAUGCUAUGAUGUUUUCUCGGGAUUUGCUCACUUCAGUCGUUCAACUCAACAGUCCUUAGACACUCAUUUGCUAGACUUCUUGCUCCACAGCCAGAGCUUGCUAACUGUUUGUUUGGAAGACUACUGGGCUGCUUAUGAUAAAUCAAGCAGUGAGUUACUAAAGGUCACAGAACCUGGUGCUCGUCGAGCAUCAUUUGUAGGAUCUAUAGUUGCAUCCAAGUUAUCGGUAACAAUGGAGGCACAACAAGAGCCAAGUACCUUAACAACAUCAGAAGAUUGUCAAAAUUAUGAGCCUGAACGCAGGCUUAACCUCAGAAAGUGGAAGGAUUCCCCCUCACCCGGGGCGGAAUCUAUAAGCUCCAUGGAGGAGGGUAGUGCCAAGAGAUCAAAAUAUCAUCAGCGAAGUUUAGUUAAGAUGUAUAGCAACAAGCUGGUAUCUGCAAGCUCCGAUAUAUGGAUGGGCACUCAGUUGCUUUUCAUAGACAUCACGAUUUCCGCGGAGCUACUCCUCAAACAAUUGCGUGGCCACAAGGUUACAAGGAGGGAAAGAAAUAAGUUAAAAAGAACGCUAAAUGACAUAACUUCACUUGUACCAGUAACAAUUCUCAUGUUACUUCCCGUAUCUGCCGUAGGUCAUGCUGCCAUGCUAGCAGCAAUCAACAAGUACAUGCCGGGCCUGAUCCCGUCGUCAUAUUCUUCGGAGCGGCUGGAUGUUGUGAAACAACUAAAGAGAAGCAAGAAGAUGGAAGUAAUUAGGAGAUGGAACAACCUUGAAGAUCCAUCCUCUACAAUAACCUAAGUUAUUGCUUGUGUUGCUCUGCUCACUUCAACCUGAGUCGGAAUAAACUGUUCUAUAAUAUGAAACUAGUGUUUGUAAAUAGUUAAAAACGAAUAAAUAUCACGAAUUAAUGUGA
Pyrus x bretschneideri (Chinese white pear) is the source of this 2441-nucleotide messenger RNA. RefSeq lists its product as uncharacterized. Lineage: Eukaryota; Viridiplantae; Streptophyta; Magnoliopsida; Rosales; Rosaceae. The record is from RefSeq and is a predicted model, not a curated record. The transcript has 14 exons. Bases 146 to 2326 code for a protein of 726 amino acids. Gene Ontology annotation, cellular component: mitochondrial inner membrane. Gene Ontology annotation, biological process: intracellular monoatomic cation homeostasis. Gene Ontology annotation, molecular function: ribosome binding.